Molecule: messenger RNA, 3753 nt
Organism: Limanda limanda (common dab)
Lineage: Eukaryota; Metazoa; Chordata; Actinopteri; Pleuronectiformes; Pleuronectidae
Gene: mtss1
Product: MTSS I-BAR domain containing 1
Exons: 13
Coding region: 729-3077 (782 amino acids)
Biological process (GO): cell projection assembly; plasma membrane organization
Cellular component (GO): actin cytoskeleton; cytoplasmic side of plasma membrane
Molecular function (GO): phospholipid binding; actin binding
Source: RefSeq, a predicted model, not a curated record
UCUCUCACUCGCUCCAGGUCGAGGCUCCUGCUGGAAGUACCCGGAGAGAAGCGUCCUCCUGUCGGAUCCAGUCACUGGAAAACACCGCGGUGCCGCCGGGACUCUCUGCGGGGGAAACGAGCACCACCAGCGGGUUUGAAUCUGAGCCGGAGGAGGGCAGGGGGAAAGCGGGUCAGAGGACCACUGAUCGAUACCCUCGGGUUGUGUGUGUUUUCGUUUGGAAACACAAACACACACACACACACUCUCUCUCACGCACAGUCACAGGUUGCUAGCGGAGCGGAUGCUAACCGAGCUAGCCCCGUUAGCUCCCCGCGGCUAGCUAACCACCACCGGGACCAACCACCCUCCGGAGCCGGGGAUAGAGUGACCGGAGGCGGCCGGACCCUCCCCCCACGGGCCGCUCCACGCACCGGGGCACGAUGAGGUGUUUGUCGGGUUGUGAGUCCCGCUGGCCGGCUGCUAGCCUCGGCUGACCGGAGCCCGGAGCCCGCUCCCCCGGACAUGGACUCUCUCUCCUCCCGGGUUCUGAUCUCUCUUCUCUGAAGCUGGACUUUGCUCUCAGGCCGUGCUAAGCCGCAGUCCUCCCCCGGGUUUAACCUCAUUCUGUCGGGCGAGUGCUUCACUAAAUCCCGCCUGGGUGGAGGAGGAGGAGGGAAAAAGAGGAAGAGGGGGAAAAAAAAAAAAAGUUUGGGAGAAGUUGAGGAUUUUUCCGAGCCUGUGGAAAAAUGGAUGCGGGUAUAGAGAAGGAAUGCAGCGCCUUGGGAGGGCUCUUCCAGCUCAUCAUGACCGACAUGAAGGCCAGUUAUCCGACAUGGGAGGACUUUGUGACCAAAGGAGUCAAACUGCAGUCACAGCUCAGGACGACCAUCGUGGUAACUGGAGCCUUCCUGGAUGCUUUUCAGAAGGUGGCAGAUAUGGCAACCGGGACCAGAGGUGCCACGAAGGAGAUCGGCUCGGCCCUGACCAGGAUGUGUAUGAGACACCGCAGCAUCGAGUCCAAACUCAAACUGUUCACUACAGCUCUCUCAGAAAGUCUCAUCACUCCGCUGGAGAUGAAGAUGGAGGAGUGGAAGAAAGCGGCCAGUCAGCUGGACAAAGAUCACGCCAAAGAGUAUAAAAAAGCCCGGGCAGACAUCAAGAAGAAGUCGUCAGACACCAUCAAGCUGCAGAAGAAGGUGAAAAAGGGGAAGGACCAGGCGCGGGGACAGCUGGACUGCGCACUGCAGGACGUCAACGUGCGUUACGCUGUCCUGGAGGAGGCGGAGAAGCGAGCCGUGUGCAGGGCGCUGAUAGAGGAGAGGGCGCGCUACUGCAACUUUGUCACCAUGCUGAAACCUGUCCUGGACCACGAGAUCAACAUGCUGGGUGAGGUGACCCACCUCCAGACCAUCCUGGGAGAUCUGAUGAACCUGACAGCCGAGCCCAAUAAACUUCCUCCGGCCAGCGAGCAGGUCAUCUCAGACCUGAAGGGUUCUGACUUCAACUACAGCUACCAGACACCUCCAGCUUCUCCAAGUGGCACACUGUCCAGGAAGAGCAGCAUCAGCAGUAACUACCAGUCUGGAUCUGUGAGACACGUUCCCUCACUGGACUCCAUCAACUGUGCUGUGGAUGGAGUACACAUCCAGGACACACUGGGAUCCAACAGUCAGAUUGCUGCUGGGGGAAGUAGAGGCCCGGAGAACGGGCUGCUGGCUCCACCACACAGCGGCUACGGAGAGAGAACACGAGCCAUGUCUGCGUCUGGGAAGUCCUGCUCGGCCCGGGAUCAGCUGGCGUUGACCCUGGGUGCGUUGAAUUCGGACGCCCCGAGAAGCAGCCGGGACUCUCUGCACUGCUCCAGCGGCUACAGCACGCAGACCACCACCCCCUCCUGCUCCGAGGACACCAUCCACUCACACACUGUAAAGAGAGAUCCUCCCCUCUAUGUCGACUACGAGUGCAUCUCUCUCCACGGAGACGCCGACUCCGUCUCCUUACACCACCUGUCCCACGGGAACAGCCAGUCCGACUUCGACAGGUCCUCCACCAUGCCCAGGAACUCCGACCUCGGUUUACAGUACAGGAAGUUCGCUCAGUCCAAACGCCCCGCCUCCACCGUCAGCCUGUUGGCCGACCCCGAGUUGAUGGGCGGGUCUGUCCGCCAGCUGCCGUCCCACACGGCGACCAUCAGGCGCAAGCCGUCGUCCAAGCCCACGUAUCGCAGGGGGACAAUCAGCGGAGGGGUGCCCAUCCCCAUCAGCACCCCGAAGGUCCCCAUGAAAGCAGUUGGAGGAAGCGGCGGCAGCGAGGACAACGUCUUCAUAGCGCCCCCUCCUGUCGGAGUGGGAGGCUUAGGUCACAGCAAACUGUGCACCUCCACGCAGAGCCUCAGCGCCUUACCGCCCUCCUCCUCCUCCUCCUCUCCGUACUACCAGCUGGUCCCAGGCCACAUGCCCAUCCCGGUGCCCAGUCCCACUGUCCCUUCCCUGCCAGCAGAGGGCAGCAACACCAGACUGCAGCAACAGAGACAGUACCAGCAGCAACUGCAUCCGCAUCCGCACAACCAACAACUCCAGAUUCAGCAGCAGCAGCAGCAAUAUUAUCAGCAGCAGCAGCAACAUCAGCUGCAUCUUCAGCAGCAGCAGCAGUUCCAGCAUCCGCAGGCUCUGCUCCAGCAUCAGGAUCAGAAGCAGGAGCAGCUUCAGAAGCUUCAGCAGCUUCAGCAUCAGGUCCAGCAGCAGCAGGCUCUGCUCCAGCAACAGGAUCAAUACCAGAAGCAGGAGCAGCUUCAGCAGCUUCAGCAGCUUCAGCAGCAGCAGCAGAACCAGCUGCAGAAACAGAAGCUGUUCCAGCAGCUGCACCAGGCCUCCACCCCCCAGGCAGACCUGUCCUGGCCGGACCACAGCACUCACCCCCAGCCCCAUUCUCCUCCGCCCUCCAGCCAGGAUCAGAACCCGGAGCCGCUGACCCAGGACGGAGGAGGGGGAGGAGCCCGAGACAUGCUGACCCUCAUGAGGGGAGUAAAGCUCAGAAGGACCCUCACCAACGAUCGCUCCGCCCCUCUUCUGCCGGCCCCAGCCAAUCACAAAUGAGGCUGAGCGACUGCUUUGCUUCCCGGGGGGUUAACGUUACGUUUAAUGGGUUCGACGCCCAGAAGAGGCACCUGAGGGUGUUAGCACAGACUUUGCAAACACACUGACGAAUCGCUGGUACUUGACGUGUAUCGUGUUUUAUUUUCUUCCCUUUUAAGUCGUUUAGAUUUCUGUUUUAAAACAUUUUGAGACGUUUGAUGUCUUUCCCUGUUGCUGUAGCAACCGUCUUUCUGCUUUUUUCUGCUUUUUGUUGGCAUUUUGAUUGUGCAUAAAGUUUUUUUGUUUGACCCAGUCUCGCCGCAAGAGCUGCUUGUUUUAGUUAGCGCUCACCUCCUGGUCAGGUGACCGUUCUGAGGCUCGUUAAUUGGCCCAAAAUGAAGCUGUUGGUGUCUCAGAUCCUUUUCAGUCCUUUGUGCGUUUGAUUCGCCUGUUGCCUCCUCCUCCUCCUCCCAGUAGGAGGGUGGGGUUUAGUCAUCAGUCCAGUAGCUCCACUGUGUCACGUGGUUGAACCGCGGCGUGUGGAGCUUUUAAUUUGCUUUAAUUUGUCGUAGAUUGUUUCAUUCGUCUCAAAGAGUUGAACACGGAACCAGACUCUCCCUGAAUAAAACAUCACCUACUGUGUCUGUAGACUGUAAAUACAUCAGAACAAAGAAAGCUGAGGGAACACCGGGGGGGG